This is a messenger RNA of Schistosoma intercalatum, 1663 nucleotides long. The record is from the annotation of a GenBank genome assembly. NCBI's taxonomy places the organism in Eukaryota, Metazoa, Platyhelminthes, Trematoda, Strigeidida, Schistosomatidae.
GAAAAUUUUAUAUUUUAAUUCUAUACGACGAUACCUAAGUAAUUUAAAUGAAGUGUAAUAUAUAUAUAUUUUUUUGUUUUGGAGGGAGGAGAGUUGAUGGGGGGUGGGGGUGUGUGGUGGAAUAUAAUUGCCAAUAUUAUUAUUAUUAUUAAAGAAAGAAUCUCAUUGAAAUAAUUAUAAAUAAUCAUUGAAUGAGAAUAUGAAUUAAACCUCCAGAUGAAUGAAUGUAUUCCAUCUUUAUUGGAAUUUAUUAAUCAUACAAAUAAAUUAAAUUCUUCAUUAAAUAAUAAUGAUAAAAUUACAAAUUAUAGUCUUAUAAAAUUUGGUACAGAAUUUAGUAAAAUUCAUGGUCCAUUAAGUUUAGCUGUAUGUAUAUUUGGUAUACCAGCUAAUUUAGUGAAUAUUAUUGUAUUAACACGACGUGAAUUAGCACAAACUGCUACAAAUCAUUUAUUAUUAUGGUUAGCUGUUGCUGAUUUAUUAUUAAUGAUAUUAUAUGCACCAUGUUUAUAUCAUUUUUAUAUUAUUCAUCCACAUCCAAUGAAAAAUCCAAUUUAUACACCAAGUAAAUUAUGGAUUAUAUAUCAAGAAAUAGUUGUUAGUUGUGCAUUAAUGUUACAUUCAUUAGCAUUAUGGUUAGCUGUAUUAUUAGCAUUAUUUCGUUAUAUCCAUGUAGGUUUUCCAAUAUCUGGUUCAAUAUAUACAACACGUAAAAGAGCAUUUAUAUCUGCAUCAUUAACAACAUUAUUUUGUAUUAUUGUAUCUAUACCAAAUAUAUUAGUUAAUCAUUCAGAAUCAUGUUUAGGACCAAUAUUCAAUUAUAAAUCAAAUAAUGACAAAUUAUUUAAUAAAAAUAUACAAAUUUAUUAUUAUAUAACAUCGGAACCAGAUUUUAAUGAGAUACAUUCAUUACAAUAUAUCAAUAUAACAAUUAAACAAUUAAAUGGUUGGAGAACAAAACAAUUACAUAAUUUCAAUGUAUGGUUACAAGCUGUUAUUACAAAAAUUGCACCAUCAUUUUUAUUAACUAUAUUAACUAUUUUAUUAAUUAUUGAAUUACAAAAAUCAAUAAAACGUCGUAAAUUAUUAUUUUUACAUCGUGAUAAAUCAUUAAGUAUUAUACAAUCUACAUCGAUACCUCCAUUAUAUAAUGAUGAAAGUAAAAAAUUAAAUCGUGAAACACGUACAACAGCAUUAUUAUUAACUAUUGUAUUAUGUUUUCUUGUCAUUGAAUUACCUCAAGGUAUAUUAGUAACAUGUAUACAUUUAAUUGAUAAAUUUGAAGAGAAUGUUUAUCAACAUUUAGGUGAUUUAUUAGAUUUUUUAACAUUAUUAAAUGAAUCAAUUAGUUUUAUUAUAUAUACAACUAUGUCAUAUCAAUUUCGUCAAACAUUUGUAAAUAUAUUUUGUCCAUUAUUAAUACAUAAAUCAAUUAUAUAUCAUGAACAACCAACGAAUACAAUACAAUAUCGUCAACAAUAUCGUAUAUCACCAAUAAAACAUUAAAUAAUCAAUGAAUUAUAUAAUAAAUUCAAUGAUACUUUUUAAUUAACUAACUCACUUGGAUACAAAUGAAUGACGAUGAUGAUGAUGAUGAUGAUGAUGAUGAUGAUGAUGAUGAUGAUGAUGAUGAUGAUGAUGAUGAUGAUGAUGAUGAUGAUGA